AUGAGCGAAGAAUGUGCAAAUCCCCUACUACUGGGGUGGAUUAAGGAAUGGCUGGACCAGGCCCGCGAGCGGAAUAGCAAGGGCGUCACAGUUUACAAAAAGGCAUAUGAGUCGAUGAAAGCAUGUCCACUGCCAUUCGAACAUCCGUCUCAGGCCCAGCAGCUGAAUGGCUUGGGGCCUAAACUGUGUGAUCGCCUGACGGACAAACUCAAGGCCCACUGUCAAGAGAAUGGACUUCCUAUGCCGGAGCCCCCGGGUCAGGGCAACAAAAGAGCAUCUGAGACAGGUGUUGCAGACCAGCCCGCCAAGAAGCCUCGCAAAGGAAAACCCUAUGUGCCAGCUCUACGUUCUGGCCCGUAUGCGCUCCUAUUGGGCUUGGCUACACUGGGAGAAAACUCACACCAGAGCAUGACCAAAGCCCAUUUGAUCGAAGUGGCGCAGCCUUACUGCGACAGUUCGUUCACAGCACCCACAGACCCUACCAAAUUCUACACGGCGUGGAAUUCGAUGAAAACCUUGAUUCAAAAAGACUUGGUUUAUGAACAUGGUCGUCCACUCAGGAAAUACGCUCUGUCCGAGGAUGGCUGGGAAGUCGCCAAACGGAUUCAGAAGACUCUCCCCGGGUCCUCUGAUAACAUGAUGGCCUUUGUUGGCAGCGAUUCCCGAUCGGCCCCAAAUGCCGGCCCCUCGACUCGAGUAAACGGAGAAGAUGCCGAUGAUUUGACACUGGAUGACAAUCCGCUGAGUCGAUUUGCCAACACCGAAGGCCCUACGGAACCCGUCAUUCUUCCUCCGAACAGUUUCACGGUCGAAUUAGUACUGGAUACCCGAGAAGUGCGCACUUCGACAGACAGAGACUACAUCGCCAAUGAGCUCAUGAAACAGGAUAUUACUCCUCAAGUACGUGCUCUAGAAUUGGGUGACGCAAUGUGGGUAGCCAAGUGCCGAGAUCCCGCAUUUCUGACACGCUACGGCGAGGAAGGCGAUGAGGUGAUGCUGGACUGGAUUAUUGAACGAAAGCGACUCGACGACCUCAUCGGGUCUAUCAAAGAUGGACGGUUCCACGAACAAAAGUUCCGUCUCCGCCGAUCGGGCAUCAAAAACGUCAUCUAUCUGGUCGAGGAAUUUACAGUCACGCACCCCGAUGCUGGAAAUGGGAGCGCGCUUAAGUACCAAGAGAUGGUUGCCUCGGCUAUAGCCUCGACUCAGGUGGUCAAUGGUUAUUUCAUGAAGAAAACGAAGAAUCUGGAUGACUCCAUCCGGUAUCUGGCGCGCAUGACCCUCCUUCUAAGGAGAAUGUACGGAGCACUUGACUAUUCCGUUGAAGAUCAACCGGCCAAUCCAUCAAAGGCUGCCUUCAUUCCCAGUCGGUGCCUCUCCUCUACACAAUCUUACCUCACUCUCCUGGACGAACUUCGUGCGAAAGAUUCUUCUCUCACCUACGGCGUCACACUCUCCACAUUUUCUGCCCUCACCUCCAAAUCGGAUGUCCUCUCUCUGCGCGAUAUCUUUUUAAAGAUGCUCAUGUGCACACGUGGAAUCACUGGCGAGAAAGCACUCGAGAUUCAGCGCCGAUGGAAGACGCCUCGAGAACUAGUCGAGGCAUACAUGGCCUUGGAGCCCAAAACCCGGGAAACACUGGUCUCGGACAAAUUACAGUCCCUUGUUGGACGAAAGAAGGUUCAAAAAGCCCUUAGUAAAAAGGUCGCAGAAAUUUGGGGAGAAGGAAGUUAA
This is a messenger RNA of Penicillium atrosanguineum, 1734 nucleotides long. RefSeq names its product crossover junction endonuclease MUS81. The record is from RefSeq and is a predicted model, not a curated record. Lineage: Eukaryota; Fungi; Ascomycota; Eurotiomycetes; Eurotiales; Aspergillaceae. Gene Ontology annotation, molecular function: DNA binding; crossover junction DNA endonuclease activity; 3'-flap endonuclease activity. The transcript has 3 exons. Gene Ontology annotation, cellular component: Holliday junction resolvase complex; nucleus. Bases 1 to 1734 code for a protein of 577 amino acids. Gene Ontology annotation, biological process: resolution of meiotic recombination intermediates; mitotic intra-S DNA damage checkpoint signaling; double-strand break repair via break-induced replication.